Ylistrum balloti is the source of this 2866-nucleotide messenger RNA. RefSeq lists its product as uncharacterized. Bases 128 to 1846 code for a protein of 572 amino acids. Lineage: Eukaryota; Metazoa; Mollusca; Bivalvia; Pectinida; Pectinidae. The transcript is spliced from 2 exons. The record is from RefSeq and is a predicted model, not a curated record.
AAUCUAUAAAGGAAGAGGUAAAUUGUAAGAAACCAGUGGAAACAUACAAGUUGGUGUUCGGGGAAGACCCCUAUGAUAUAGAGACAACCAUCCUGUAUGAAUUUUCUCAACUAUUCGUGGUUAUAUAAUGGCAAAGGGUCGGAAACCAGACGAAAACCAAAACUCAUCGCUCCAGGGUGAUAACUCCAUUAGAGCCAAAACUGAAGGGAACGACGAAGCUUCACAAAUUCCUGAAUCUUAUCCUGGCCUUAAUGACGGAAAUGAAACCGAGCAACUAUCUGAAGCUAUAGGUGGUGGCUUGGCUACCAAAGAAGAAUCCAACUUACAGCCUGAAAAUGUAGUGAAGAGUGAAACAAACAAGAUUUUGUGGGAAGGAGAUGUGGUUGACACUAAGUCAUCAGAAAACAUUCGCCCAUCUCCAAAUGUGUACAGGUCUUUGUCAUCAAAUGCUGAGGAAGAAUCUAAAACAUUGAGAAAAUCCCAUGGAACCUUACGAUGGACCAAUGAUGGUUCUUCAAAUGACCUAGGUUUUAAUUCUGAAUUUUCAAAUCCAGUUGAAGGACAACCUAUCAGUGGUAGCAGUACUAUAAGACUUGGUGGUACAGCCUUAUAUGGCAGGCGAGUUGAUGGGGUCCUUGAACAAGCAAACAAUAUACCUAGUCAAUCUCUAGCUCCUGGUGAACAGAACAGCAUUGAAACAUGUUCAGAUAUUGGUAGUGUCAGUUCCGUUGUAAGUUGUGCUACGGAAAGUCAUUCAUUGCUGAAAGUCACCAGCAAAGACUUCCAUUACAAGGAUGAUUAUGAGGGCUUAAGGAAAAAAGCUAAAAUCUAUCAUAAAAUGAGGAUGAAUCUUAGGAACGAAAGUGAUCCUGGCUGCUUUGAAUACUGUAUCCAUCCCACACAGAAGCAUGAUUGGCAAAAUCAUGGUGCCAAGAAGAAGCUAAUUUACAACUAUGCAGCUGUAAGAACUGGCCACCUUUUCCAACGGGAAAGAAACACAGAUCAUUACAAGGAGGUAGGGACAUGUUCUCAUGUCGGUGAUGGGUUUGUUUUUACCUGUUACCAUUGUAUCAGUGAUGUCCUAUAUAGAGAUGGUUGUCCAAAUGAACUGCUCUUGGAACAAGAUUUAGCAGUUCUUUUCCCAAAAGAUAUCAACAUAUGUCCUGGACAAGGUUUAAAUCAAUACAGUUUCAAACCCUUUUUGCAUUCAUUCUCUGAGAGUUUAGACUAUGCUGUGCUGAGAUUGGAUCUAGGUAAAGCUGAACAAAUCCCUCCACACUAUGCCAGGUAUUCAAAUGACAACGAAAGCCAGGAACAUCCAGUCUAUAUCGCUGGCUACCAGCUCCAUUCUAAACAUAAGCAUGGCAAGCUAGUUGUGGAUGCAACUGCUUUAAAGCUACCCCUUGAUACUCUUAGCUUAGAUUUUGUUGAAGGUUGGAGUAAGAAGUUGAAAGACUGUUUUCAAGUGAAAAAUGAAAAGCUCCAGGGGAUACUUCAGUUUAGGAUACCUACAUAUUACCCAAUAACAAGAUGUGGUAAAAACUUUCCUGUGUUAUCUUCUCUCAUCAGCGGAGCAUCAGGCGGGUUUGGUUUGAGCUAUACUCCACAAGAUGAAGUGCCAGUGGUCAACUUUAUGUACAGAUCAGGGUAUCCGGCUUUCUUCUACAACAGUCAUUUUUGUAACACUACUGCAUCUUUCCAUGAGGAAAAUUUGGCCAUACAGAAGGGUUUUUAUCCAUGUUGGUCAUUUCAAGCAGGUAUUCCAAUGAAAAUCAUUGUGGAAGAGAUUCUGAAAUCACGUGCCUCAUCCUUGAGUUCUGUUCCAUUCCUUCUUUCAAACAUGUAGCUGUAGCUGUGGCAAAAGAAGGAGAGCAGGGAAUUCCAAAUACAAACAACAUUGAAUGCAUGCAUUCUGUGGGAUUUAAAAAUUGGAUAUUUUGACUCGGGCAUGUGAUCCAAAUAAAGUAAGAAAUGUUGAACACACAUGAGGGUUUGAGUGCAAGUCUUAUCCUACUGACAUCUAGAAAGAUGUAUGUAUUGUGUUUCAUGUGUGUAGCUGAAUUAUUACAUGUUAAACAAAAUAUUAUGGUUUUGUCGUCAAUAUUUACAUGUUAUCUAUACAGGAAGGAUGUAUUUUUUUAUCAUCAUUAUAUACAUAAUUACUUAUAUGUAGGUAGCUUACAGCAGUAAUAUUCAUAUACUAUCACUUUAAAAGUUGGUAAAAUACGAUUAGAAGCUAAUAGGUAGAAAUGUACACAGAAAGCGAAAAUGUUGUAUGCACCUGGUAUAUGUAUUUAUCUUCCUGUAAAUAUUUAUAUACUAAUAUCUAUUUCUGCGAUAAACAUAUGUAUAUCAACUAAAAAGUAUUUUGUAAUAUUCAUAGACACAUAGAACUGCAGUCUAUAAUAGUGAAAUGAUAUUGAAAGUGGUCAUUAGUUAUAUAAUCUUUCACUUCUUGAUAUGAAACAAAUCAAUAAUUAUGAGUGCUAUUAAUAGGUGUGAUUAAACCAGCAUGUGACUAAUAUAUGUUUGGAUUGUGAUGUCACUUCUAGAAUUUCUUUUUAUUGAUUGGUUAAGAUGGUCAGAUUUAGGUCAUUGCUAUUAGAAGUUUUGUUUAUGACUUGUUUAUUUUUAGAUGCCUCUGCUGGAAUUUCCUUAGUUAUUGAUUAGUCAAAGCUUGGCCAUACUUAAAAGUUGCUAAAGGAAGGCCUCAUAAACAUGCUUGUUAUUGCUGCAUUUUUAAGUCUUAUGACUCAAUCCAUAUGAUGAUUCUAUUUAUAGAAUCUGAUGUAAAUUAAGUCGACUUAGUGGUAGCUUAGCUACAAUUUAGAUUUUAUAUAAUUAUGUAUAUAAUUAGCAUUAAUGU